AAACCCAGUCUUGUUUACUUUCCCCUUCCCUUUCUUUGACCUUUGCUUCAUAGUAGUAAACAAUUUCAGCUUGAGAAAUGGCCAGAGAGAUGCAGAAAAGCAGCAUGUUCAUUGAGCAAAACACUGCAGACUAUGAAAAUGGUGAUGCCCAAAUGAACUUGGAUGAUGAUGGUCGAAAAAAAAGAACUGGGACAUGGGUGACUGCAAGUGCUCAUAUUAUCACUGCUGUGAUUGGGUCUGGGGUGUUAUCUCUUGCCUGGGCGAUUGCUCAGUUGGGUUGGGUGGCUGGACCGGCGGUUCUCAUGAUUUUCUCCUUCAUCACCUAUUUCACCUCCACCCUUCUUGCUGAUUGCUAUAGGGCUCCCGACCCGGUUCAUGGAAAAAGAAAUUACACCUACAUGGAUGUUGUUAGAGCUUAUUUGGGGGGGAGAAAAGUUAAGCUUUGUGGAUUGGCUCAGUAUGCAAACCUUCUUGGAGUAACCAUUGGCUACACAAUCACUGCAUCAAUUAGUAUGGUGGCGGUGAAAAGGUCAAAUUGCUUCCACAAACAUGGGCAUGAGGCUAAGUGCCAAACAUCAAACAACCCAUUCAUGAUCAUCUUCGGAUGCAUCCAAAUCAUCCUCAGCCAAAUCCCAAACUUCCACGAGCUUUCAUGGCUCUCAAUCCUUGCUGCCAUCAUGUCCUUCGCUUAUUCAUCCAUUGGCCUUGGACUCUCCAUUGCCAAAGUUGCAGGUGGGACGGGACAUGUGAAGACGACAAGCUUAACGGGAGUGACAGUAGGGGUUGACGUGUCCGCCUCUGAAAAGGUUUGGAGUACAUUCCAAGCCAUUGGGGACAUUGCCUUUGCCUAUGCUUUCUCCACCGUCCUCGUCGAGAUUCAGGACACACUCAAAUCCAGUCCUCCGGAGAACAAGUCGAUGAAGAGAGCGAGCGGAAUCGGUGUCAUGACGACCACCUUAUUCUACGUACUAUGUGGCAUUGGCGGAUACGCGGCGUUCGGAAACGAUGCGCCGGGGAAUUUCCUCACGGGGUUCGGUUUCUACGAACCCUUUUGGUUGAUCGACUUCGCCAACGUCUGCAUCGCCGUCCAUCUCAUCGGUGCAUACCAGGUUUUUGCCCAACCGUUAUUCGGCUUCGUCGAAAAGCUGACCACCAAACGUUACCCCGAUAACAAGUUCAUUACACGCGAACACGCCAUCAAUGUUCCGUACUGCGGCGUUUACUACCUAAACUUCUUCAGAUUGGUAUGGAGGACGGCGUACGUUAUCGUGACGGCCGUGUUAGCGAUGAUAUUCCCUUUCUUCAACGAUUUCUUGGGUCUUAUCGGAGCAGGCUCAUUUUGGCCUUUGACGGUCUACUUUCCGAUCGAGAUGCACAUCGCGCAAUCAAAAAUACCAAAGUACUCAUUCAGGUGGGUGUGGUUGAAAGUACUAAGCUGGGUUUGCCUGAUAGUAUCACUCAUCGCAGCAGCUGGAUCCAUUCAAGGACUAAUAAACAGUCUCAGGGUUUACAAGCCAUUCCAGACACCCAAGGAGUGAGGAUUCUUGACCAGAUCAGCUUAGGUUAGUGAAAUUUCUAACAUUGGUCAAUAAGAACAAACUUGAGGGAAAUGUAAUUCUAAUGCACUUACACGUGCAUUCCAGAUUCAAAUCUGCUUAUAUCGUGCUACCUUUUCAAUGACAAUAUUAAAUUCAAAAGUUUAUGGCA
Molecule: messenger RNA, 1707 nt
Organism: Hibiscus syriacus
Lineage: Eukaryota; Viridiplantae; Streptophyta; Magnoliopsida; Malvales; Malvaceae
Product: amino acid permease 6-like
Exons: 6
Coding region: 78-1538 (486 amino acids)
Cellular component (GO): plasma membrane
Source: RefSeq, a predicted model, not a curated record